Molecule: messenger RNA, 705 nt
Organism: Rotaria sp. Silwood2
Lineage: Eukaryota; Metazoa; Rotifera; Eurotatoria; Philodinida; Philodinidae
Source: the annotation of a GenBank genome assembly
AUGAAGGUGUAUAUUCAAACACUUGAUGGACUGGGACGAAGAUAUGAAUUUGAUGUAGAAGAGUCAACAACAGUUCAACAACUCAAACAAUUAUUUCGUGAAAAGACAGUCAAUGAACAUGAUUUAGGAAAAAAAUCUCUUAUCCACAUUUCAACUCGAGAUGUACUCGAUAAUGAUACAGAAACUCUUGGGUAUUAUGAUGUGCAAGAAGGUUCUGAAAUACAAUUGCAUGAUCUUACUAAAACAACUCGUAAUUUAGGCGCUUUGGGAUUGAGAUUUGUCGAUGUUAAUGAUGGUAAAGGUAUUAAGCGAACUCCAUGGGCAACAAAAGCUCCACGAUGGCGAAUAGCUGGACGUGGUUUAUGUCUGGAAGGUAUAUGUACAAAUCCACAAUGUGAAGCUAACGGAGAGCAAGUUAUCAUGACAAUUGGUUACAAAGUAUUUGAUGUUGUAACAGAUUCGGAUGAUACUACAACCAUGUGCCCGAUAUGUAAAAAGUAUGUUGAACCGAUGAUAUGUGGAUUUAAUAAUUGUCGGUGGAGAUUUGAGGGUAAAAGGAAAGAACGACAAGGUGAUGGUAAAGCACCAAUAAAAUGUUCAUGCGAUUGGCAACAAGCUGGCAAUGAAUAUCAUUAUUUUGAUCAACAAAUAACUCAAAUGGUUACGUGGACACAGCUGAAAAUCGAAGCUGUCAAGAACGGAUAA